UUAUCGUAUACGGACGUGAAUUUGUUAUUUUUACCAAAACACAAUCUUAAAUCAAAUGUUACAAACAAAAGUAUUCUAAAUUAAAAAAAUAAAUUUAUCUAACUUGAACUCUUUGUAUACUAUUAGGUUGACCUACACUAAAAUAAAAUGUCUGAGAAAGACAAAUCGAAAGUCAACACACAAAUGAAACACAUACCGAAAGAUGCACAAGUUAUAAUGUCCAUAAUGAAAGAAGUUGGUAUAGCGGAAUAUGAACCAAGAGUUGUAAACCAGCUUCUCGAAUUUACAUAUCGGUAUGUUACCUCAGUGUUAGAUGAUGCCAGGGUUUUUGCUAACCACGCGAAAAAGAAGACUAUUGACUUGGAUGACGUGAGAUUGGCGGUUCAAAUGCAAUUAGACAAGUCUUUCACGAGCCCACCACCAAGAGAAGUACUUUUGGAACUGGCUAGAGUAAAAAAUGUGAAUCCACUGCCAUUAAUUAAACCACACUGUGGCCUACGUCUACCACCAGAUCGUUAUUGCUUAUCAGCCUGUAACUACCGUUUGAAACCAGCCACAAAGAAAGUGGUAGUCAAAUCAUCAAUACCCACCACUCCAACCAUAAAAACAGUGACCACAUCCAAGCCAGGAGUACCACAAAAUGUUGUAGUUAAAAGACCACCGGGAGCUAUAGUUAAUGUCACAGCUAAACCUAGUGUUGUCCCAAAACCUGUAUUAAAGUUCACAUCUAGCAGUAAGGUUGUUGCCAAGCCAGCAGUUCGUGUGACAGCAGGGCCAUCAUCACAAGGCCCUAUCAAAAUGGAAGUUGAUGAAAUAUCUCAAAAGAGGAAACGUGAAGAUGAUGAUUAUGAUAUGUAAUUAAGUAUAAAUGAUUUAAGAUAAUAUUAUUAAAGUUU
Messenger RNA from Nymphalis io (European peacock), 896 nucleotides. It is a transcript of the gene Taf9, whose product is annotated as transcription initiation factor TFIID subunit 9. NCBI's taxonomy places the organism in Eukaryota, Metazoa, Arthropoda, Insecta, Lepidoptera, Nymphalidae. Gene Ontology annotation, cellular component: transcription factor TFIID complex; SAGA complex. The record is from RefSeq and is a predicted model, not a curated record. The transcript is spliced from 3 exons. Gene Ontology annotation, molecular function: protein heterodimerization activity; RNA polymerase II general transcription initiation factor activity; transcription coactivator activity. Gene Ontology annotation, biological process: RNA polymerase II preinitiation complex assembly; DNA-templated transcription initiation. Bases 148 to 858 code for a protein of 236 amino acids.